Cuscuta europaea is the source of this 1159-nucleotide messenger RNA. The record is from the annotation of a GenBank genome assembly. NCBI's taxonomy places the organism in Eukaryota, Viridiplantae, Streptophyta, Magnoliopsida, Solanales, Convolvulaceae.
CUGGUUUUGUAGUAACUCCUGGUCUAAGGAAUUUCGCCAUUUCGAAACUCAGAUGAGCCGGUGGAUAGGAUUUACGGUAACCUGAAUACCUUCCAAAUUUCUCACAUUCUGAUUUUUGCCGCCUGUACGGCAAUGGCGGCACUAUCCCUUCCUAAAAUUAGUCUCAGCAAUCGCUCUGCCUACAGCGCUUCUCUUAGUGCUGCUUCAAAUUAUGCGUCACUUUCUACCUCACAACAGCUCAAUCGUUCAUUCCCAACCAGACCUCUCAUUUCGAAGAAGAGCGUCCUUAGAGUCCAAUCCCAGAUUGAGGAUAAUGAAUUGAAGCAAAUGAGGGACAUGGCUGCAGCCAGGAAGAGAUGGGAAGCUCUGAUUAUUGAUGGAAAAGUUAAGGUUCUUACCCCAAGGCAAGCUGGGUAUGCCGUUCAGCUUUCAAACAAGCCCCUUCUUGAUGUUCGUCCCUCAAAUGAACACAACAAGGCCUGGGUGAGAUCUUCAACCUGGAUUCCUGUUUUUGAUGUUGAUGACAAACUAGAUUUUGGAACCAUUCCCAGAAAGGUCACGAAUUUUGUAAUGGGAGGUUGGUGGAGUGGCAUGCCUACACUGUCUUAUCACAGGCAGUUCUUAGCAAAAGUUGAGGAAAAAUUCCCCAAAGAUUCUGAAUUAAUGGUUGCAUGCCAGAAGGGGCUGAGAUCACUUGCUGCUUGUGAAUUAUUGUACAAUGCUGGCUAUGAAAAUCUAUUUUGGGUUCAAGGAGGUUUGGAAGCUGCUGAAGAUGAGGAUUUCAUAGUAGAUGGCUCAGUGCUUCUCAAGUUUGCUGGAAUUGGUGGCGUUUCAGAAUUUCUUGGUUGGACUGAUCAGCAAAGAGCAGCUGCGGCCAAGGAAGGGUGGGGGUAUAGAUUAGUGUUUUCUGCACGCCUGGUUGGAGUCUUUCUUGUUGCAGAUGCAUUGUAUAUUGGUGGUCAGCAGUUUUGGCGUUAUCUUGAGGAGAUCAUGUCACAUUAGAAGUUAUUUUUUAAUUCCAACGUUGAGAUAAUGUUUGCCUUUGUGGCUCCAUGUGUGUAAUCUAACUCGCCAUGUAUGAUAAUAGAUUAAUUCGGAAUGUUGUUUAUAUUGUUUCAGAAACCAGUCUUGUGAUUGUUGACUUGAGCUUGAUAAUCCC